Molecule: messenger RNA, 2357 nt
Organism: Spizellomyces punctatus DAOM BR117
Lineage: Eukaryota; Fungi; Chytridiomycota; Chytridiomycetes; Spizellomycetales; Spizellomycetaceae
Exons: 1
Coding region: 119-2350 (743 amino acids)
Source: RefSeq, a predicted model, not a curated record
CAGAAUCAUUUCACGCUGAAUUUGUCACUGCCAUUUCUACAAGGAGAACUGCUACUGCCUUUUGCUAGUGUGCCUCCUGACAGCUACAUGAUUUCAUCUCCACUGUAGUCACGGUGGGAUGUUGACCCACAAGGAAUUCGCGUCGCCACACUCCACCAGUGAUGCUGACGCUAAUGGACGCCCAGCGUCUCUUCCAGCCUCGCAACAACCAGCACAGCAGCAAGGACAUUAUCCUCCGGCGACAACAAUGGCAACUUCUACUCAUGAUGUAGACGUGCCCACUGUUCUCUCGCCCCAAGAUCCCGCUGGUCCGUCCCGGUUGUAUGAAUUCUACCAAUACCUGCCUGAAGUUCAUCCUACAUUCCUUCACCUCCCCUCCACGGACUCAAAUCAUCCACGAUUACUCCAUCCAGGAUUCCUCCCAGAAGCACCUCCAAAUCGCCCGUCCAGAACAUCCGAUCCACACAAGAGCUCCUUUCCACCGCUUCUUUUCCCGGCCUGUAGUCAUGAAUUAAAACGACGGCAUUCUGUAGGAACCAUACCAAACUCCAAGCGUGCAAAACUUUCCAUCGGCCCAUCCGAACAUGAAGUUAUUGAUCUCACUGCUUCCGUUGAACCAUCGGGCUCUUCAGCUGAACCGUCAGGCUGCCAUUCGGCGAAUGGUGUAGUCGACCUUACAAGUCGGGAGGAGGUUCAAAACGAUCAAGCAUCGAAACGUCUCCUACUGCAUUUGUCUUUGGAUAUCGACACUCUUCGCAAAAGUAUUCACGAAAAUAAGCAAGAGAUUGGACAUCUUCGGGCGGAAAGAACAUAUCUGGAAGAAACUGUCAAGCGGAAAGUCGACUCUCUUCAAAAUGAAUGUCGAAAGGCCUCACGUAUGACUACCGACUCUGAGACACUGAAAUUUGACCACAAAUCUCUGGAGCAGUUAGUCAGGUCAAUGCAAAAUGCGUUAGCAAGAUGUGCAGAAAGAGAAGGUGCUCUCAAAAAUGAACAAGCACAGAUGGCUGCAAUGCGGGCAGAAAUACACCACUUACGGACGCGUGUGGCAGAGUUCGAAGAGAUGUCUGUCCGGCAUUCGAAGAAUGCGGACCGAGAUGCUGGAAAGGCCGUGGCAGCGCAGGAGAUCGUUGAUAGGUUAGCUCAAAGGAUAGUGGAGUUGGAGCAACGGGGUGCUACGACUGCAGCCGAGCUCACUCAGCUUCGGAAAGAUUGCGAUGCCUUAAAGGAUGCCGGUUCGGAAGAAGCAGUGAAGUCACAAACGCCAGCAGAACAUGUACCUUGCAUUGAUGAGGCUCUUCGCCUUCAAAUCGAACGCUCGAUGCUUGAAAUGGCGGAAUUGCGGGCAGAUUUCGAUCAGUUGAAAAUGACCAAUACCGAGUUGAAGACAUUAGUUGCUUUGCAGGAAAAAGACUAUGCUGCUGUCAAAACCGAACGAGACGACCUGCGGCACAAGGUGGAACGUGUUGACCAGGAAAUAUCAGCGCUGAAGGCAAACAACGAUAUUCUCAAUCGCAAGAUGGAAGAACUGAGGGCGGACCUGACUCUAGCGGCUCAUGACAAUUCCCCCAGGUCAAGAUGCAUAUCUCCGCGUGAGCUCAAGUUUGAGAAACCUUCCAAAUCAAUGUCCCCUCCGGGUUCGUCUUCCCAACAUACUUUAUCGCCUCUUCCCCAACCUUCCGAAUCAGAAGACGGCUUGACUCCCUGGACAGCUAUCAUCCGCCGCGAAUAUCCUGGCUCUGUGAACGCCCUAAGUAGUGCUGCCAAGCAUCGAUUCGAAGAAGCGCUAACCAGGUUCCUAACAUCAUCCCUGGGUCCUGAGAAAGCCGCGCAAUGCCACCUUCCUAGUGCACGAGCGACCCGGACAGGCACUCUUCGAAUGAUACCCGCGAUCCCCGGACAUUUAGAAGAAGAGUUCUUGGACUGGUUUUACGAAGUGGUUGAUCACGGGCUUUUGACCAUGACCCCUAAGCAGUGGAAAGAAGUUGUGGAUGGGGACGAGCCUUUACCUGUGGGGUGUCGGGAGCUGAAGGUGGAGGUACCGAGGAAACCUGCGGCGAAAGGAAGGCGGCAAAAAGCUCGAUCAAGGCGUGCUUCUACUACCUCAAAGAAGAAGAAAGGAAAUAAUAAUUCAUCCAAGCGCAAGACCCGACGAGCAGUCCCCUCUCUAGUCCCAGCCCACAAGGACGAUUCACGAGAUGACGCAGGUCAUCGUUCCAGUCGCAGCGCUACUCCCGAUGGCUAUUCGACAGUGACGGAUACAUCACCACUCAUCAAACCGAUGGUAUUUGUGGAGGUGGAUCUCGAUGACAUUUCUGAUACGGAUUCAGAGAACGGGGUCGGUUGCUGAAGGGUGA